AGCGAGACGCGCUGCGGACGGAUUACACGCGCCAUGAUUUGGGUCACGCUCACUAUCGCCGCUGUCCUCCUCUACUUGAUUUUCACUAAACGGUCGAGGUCUAAGAGGGAUCCUCCCUUAGACAAAGGAGUUAUUCCAUGGUUAGGCCAUGCACUUGAAUUCGGAAAAGAUGCCGCCAAGUUCUUGAGUCGAAUGAAGUUGAAGCACGGAGACAUUUUCACGGUGCGUGUGGCCGGGCGUUAUGUGACCGUGCUGCUGGACCCCCACUCAUACGACGCCGUCAUCCAGGACCCCGUUUCCCUGGACUUCACCCGCUACGCACAGCUUCUCAUGGACCGCAUCUUCAGCCUGGAGCUCCCCCAUCACAAGCCUGCUAGGGCCAAGACAAUGAUGGAACAGUACUUCCAGGGGGCCAGUCUAAGCUGCCUUACCGGCACCAUGCACAAGAACCUCCAGGCCUUGCUGAGAGCGGAGACGCCCCAGAAGGAGACGGACUGGAAGGUGGAAGGACUGUUCGGUCUGUCGUACAGCCUGCUCUUUAGGGCCGGCUACCUCACGCUUUUUGGAGGGGAGCAGAACAACAACGGGACAGACCCGGCGCAUGUCUAUGACGAAUACCGCAAAUUCGACCGCCUCUUGACUAAAAUGGCGAGGGCCACCCUGAAACCAGAGGAGAAAAAGACGGCCCAGAGGGUGCGGGAGACUCUUUGGGAGCUCCUGGCUUCAGCCGGGCUGGCGGAGGACUGUGGGUCCAGCCCUUGGCUUCACAGCUACAGGCAGCUCCUGCAGGAGGAAGGGGCCGACGAGGAGGCGCAGAAGAAAGCUGUGCUGCUGCAGCUCUGGGCCACACAGGGCAACGUCGGUCCCACUGCGUUUUGGCUCUUGGGUUACCUGUUGACACAUCCUGAGGCCCUGGUGGCUGUGAAGAGGGAAUUCGGCAGCAUCUCCCAGAAUUCUCUGCUGGACAGACACGCACAUACCCCCAUGUUUGAUAGCGCCCUGGAAGAGACGCUGAGACUCACUGCUGCUCCCUUCAUCACCAGAGAGGUGGUGCAGGAAAAGACCCUCCACAUGGCCGACGGCCGGGAGUACCUGCUUCGGAAGGGAGACCGAAUUUGCUUAUUCCCCUUCAUCAGCCCUCAAAUGGACCCUGAGAUUCACCAUGAACCGCAGAAAUACAAGUAUGACCGUUUCCUGAACGACGAUGGAUCAGAGAAGAGGGAAUUUUACAAAGGAGGGAGACGGUUGAAGUAUUCCACGAUGCCGUGGGGUGCAGGAACCAAUGGCUGCAUAGGGAAGCAAUUUGCCAUAAAUACCAUCAGACAGUUUGUCUACAUGGUUUUAUCGCUUUACGACAUAGAGCUUUGUGACCCAAAUGCUCAGAUGCCCAAGGUAAACACCGAUCACUAUGGAUUCGGCAUGCUGCAGCCAGAAGGAGACUUACUCAUCCGGUCCAAACGUAAACAUUUGCAGUAGACCCGGGGGUGCUGACGAUCAAACGAGCAACGUGUUACACACAAUCUGGUGCACUUUUCAACAUUUUCUUUUUUUGUGAACUUCCGAGGUUCCUGUUUUGUGUUCUAUAAUGUCUGAUGUAACCUGCUACCUUCUCUUAACUGUGAGACCCACACCGAGCAUAAUAAUUAAGAUGCACAUAUCUGGCGUCGCUACGUUCCCGAUGAGGUUCUGAUCAUAAUUAGACAGCUAAGAUGGACUCAGUUAGAAAGCGGAAGUUAUGGGCGUCCGGGUGUUGCCUACCAACACGGAGAUCGCUGGUUCGAAUCCCCUUGUUACCUCCGGCUUGGUCGGACGUCCCUACAGACACAAUUGGCCGUGUCUGGGGGUGGGAAGCCGGAUUGUUGGUAUGUGUCCUGCUCGCUACACUAGCGCCUCCUCUGGUCGGUCGGAGCACCUGUCCUGGCGAAACUCGUCACUGUCGGGUGAAAAGAAGCGGCUGGCGACUCCACAUGUAUCGGCGGAGGCAUGUGGUAGUCUGCAGCCCUCCCUGGAUCGGCAGAGUUCGAAAGGGUGGAGCAAUUGGCAGGGUACAAUUGGGGAGAAAAAAAAAGGGGGGGGGGGAAGCUGACGUUAUGAUUGGACCAACUUUGUGAAUUGCAAAAAUGUACAACCGAAGCGCGUGGUGAUAGUAGCUUGAAAGCUUAGCAAAAUUGUAAAUUCCAAGGAGGGCUUAUCUUCAUGAGCCUGAAAGGGCCCACUGCCACUAGGAUGGGCUGAAGCUGCAGUAUGCAAGGGGCAAGUCUUUCUUAUAUCUCUGAUUAACUAAGCUCUCAGCGCUCUUAUCCAACACUGCAUCUGAAACUCUGAAUUUAACGAACCUCUAGAUCAUGAACAUUUGAUCACUGGUGCUACCUGUCUACUUCUGUACCCAAAUGCUGUCACUGAAAGGCUCUGAUGUCGCACCCCCCUUAUUGACAGCCCUCCAAACUGUAUUAUUCUCUGUGUGGGUCCCCGCUUUGAGAAGCUCCCAACUCGUCACUUUGAUGCUUGCUUUGAGCUAGCCAGCACUAAUCUUACUAAGAAUCUACCUCAAACACGACCAACUUACUCUGGCACCUUCAGCCUCCAACUUUCUUCUGCGUUAAAAAGUCAAAAGAUAAUCUCAGGCUUAGAUUUCUAAAGGUCACAUGCAGAAGAACCCAGCCUCCGUUCAGUUUAGUCAUUCUUUUUGAAGGCCACUAUCGAACCAUGACGUCUCACUGUCGGUGCCGGCCGGCCCUGAAUGUCACAUCGAGCCUUGCCGCUGGCUCGGAUGCCAGUCCGCCUGCCCAGAACGAUGGCAAGGAUGCUGAUCUGGUCCAGUUCAGCUCGCUGCUGCCCGACAAUUUGCUUCUUGCUAGUGGACCAGUGGGUAAACACACUUUUCCAUGCUUAGUGUGCAAUUGUCCUCCAUGCUUAAUUGAAGUAUUGAUUAGCAGAAGUAGAGCUAAAAAGCACUCCUGCCUGGCCUCUACGUUCCCUGCUCCAUUCAAGGCCUUUUAGUCGGCUGUCUUUCAUCACGGCCCAUGUAUGUGCAGGUGCCUCGACAAACACGCUUAGCUAACUGUUACACACCUUAGCACCUAUCGGCUAAGACGAUGUUGUAACGAUAGAAUUGUUAUAAUUUGUGUAACAUAUUGACACCGUAAAUCUGUUACAUAUGCCGUAAUGUUACCUUUGUCAGAGUAUGUGACAUACGUCUUCCUUCUGAUGUUGCAUUUGUUUGCAGUGAAUUUCAGCAAUUUACUUUCAUUUAAUUGCUCUUAUAAAUAUAUUUUGACUAUUUAUUUUUGUAUUUGUAUUUUUACUUAUUUUCAUUUACAUGUUCAUAUGGUUGCUUUUCUCCAUGUAUAGUGUGUGCCACCUGUAAAGUAAGUUAAUACAUUACUCUUAAUAAGACCAUGACGCCUGUGUACUCGUGUGGUGUGACUUUAAUUGGCUGGGCGCGUCAGUGUUAAGAGUCAGACUCCGCACACCUUUAGAUUAUGAGGCUGACCUGAAUAAACGAGGCCGUCUUUCCGGGGAAUGUGGUGCCCAGAUUAUCAGUCUUAAUCCCUCAGUCGCUAACGCUCUCGGUCACUCUUCUCCUAAAGAGAGUCUAAACAACAUCAACACGCCACAGUAUGUUUAUGUAAUCUAAAUUCCAAUGUAUAUGAACUCGUCAUGCUGUAGAAACUCUCUUAGACAAUUUGGGUAAAAAGCUCAUUUAAUUUGAUCCAUGAGAACCAUGCAUGUCUUAGUUUUAGUCACCACUUCCGGUGUGGGACGAUGGCGGCGCGAAUCUACCUUCGCGACGGCUUCAUCCAGUAGCGUCCAUGCAGGGUAUUUGUCCGUGUCUGCGUCUAAAUUUGUCUUGGUUUGACGGCUGGGAGAGCUGGCGCUGGAUCGGCUGGGGGAGCCUGGUCUGCUGUGUCCUGUGGGCCCAGGGACCACGGCCCUGCCUGGAGCUGCGCCCGUAGAGCAAACAACGAGGGCGGUCUGACAGGACGCGGAAGCGGGGCAGGCUAAGCUAACCGCUAGCCCAUGCAGACCGGCAGUUCCGGUAACACCGAGGGCGGUCUGACAAGACGCGGAAGCGGGGCAGGCUAAGCUAACCGCUAGCCCAUGCAGACCGGCAGUUCCGGUAACACCGAGGGCGGUCUGACAGGACGCGGAAGCGGGGCAGGCUAAGCUAACCGCUAGCCCAUGCAGACCGACAGUUCCGGUAACACCGAGGGCGGUCUGACAGGACGCGGAAGCGGGGCAGGCUAAGCUAACCGCUAGCCCAUGCAGACCGGCAGUUCCGACAGUCCUCCUGGCUGGCGUUCCUUCUCCUGGACAGUGGUUUAUUGUAUUAUUGUUUUUAGUUUAGUGAUGUGUUCUUGCAGGUCGUGUAGGUUUUGGAUGUGUGUGUUUUUGUCUUUGUGUUGCACUGCUGUGGGCUGGGGGUAAACUGGUGAACCCACAACGUUUUGUGUUGUUUGUUUUUGUCUUUUUUUUUGUAAAAUUGGCCAAAACGAGGGGUGCCGCUGAGAGCUGGGCUGAAGCGAAGAUGUGUGCAGCAUUGCGCAGGGUGAUGGGGGUGGUGGGAAGUUCAUCGGGGGGGGGGGGGGUCGCCGUGGCUGUGCGUGUGCAGUGUGGUGCGGGAACUGGCUGUACUGUAAACACAGCCAGCCACACAUCUGUCUCCCUGACACGCCGCCGCUGCUGCUGUUGCUGUCUGCAGGGCGACGCCGAGCGGAACGUUUAGACUUAUCUGUCAUCUGGAAAACAACCGAUGACCAGUGGCGGCUAGCCAGUACGGGGCGGCGCCCCAACCCACUUAAACAUGUUUAGUUGUACAAUGCAAAUAAUGAUUAAAUAAAAGUGUUUGUCAGCCUGUGAGCGCCUGUCAGCAGCCAUUAAAUAUUG
Lampris incognitus (smalleye Pacific opah) is the source of this 4887-nucleotide messenger RNA. RefSeq names its product prostacyclin synthase-like. Lineage: Eukaryota; Metazoa; Chordata; Actinopteri; Lampriformes; Lampridae. The record is from RefSeq and is a predicted model, not a curated record. Gene Ontology annotation, biological process: prostaglandin biosynthetic process. Bases 34 to 1476 code for a protein of 480 amino acids. The transcript is spliced from 10 exons. Gene Ontology annotation, molecular function: iron ion binding; oxidoreductase activity, acting on paired donors, with incorporation or reduction of molecular oxygen; monooxygenase activity.